AAUCUCAACCGGGCGCUGCUCAUGGAGGCCGGCGGAGGUGAGGAGAAAAGUAGCGGAGCGGACGGGAAGGCUGAGAAGGAGGAAGGGAAGAGGGGAAGACAUUCCAUCUCAAAACCACGCCCUCCAGUUGUAGUUGUACGCCAUGUGAGCCACCACAAUAUUCACCUUAGUUGGGACUUGGAAGAACAACGAAAAGGUCCUCAGGAACAAUGGUUAAAAUUUUCAGUUGAAGAAGAGGAUGCAAAGUUACAUAAAUAUGGUCUAAUUUAUACGGGAUAUGCCCAACAGCAUGUGGUGGAAGGUCUUGAACCUAGAACGACCUACAGAUUUCGACUUAAAGUGACAGAUCCUUCAGGGGAGUCUGCUUACAGUACACCUGUUUGUGUAACCACAACGAGUGAACCAAUGAGUGGAGACCAUCUCCAUCGUGCUGUUAGCAGAAAUGAUGUAGAUCAAGUCCUUACUAUUCUUAAAGGAAGGCAAGUGGUGGUAGAUACACUCAAUAAACUAGGAUUUACAGCGUUGAUGGUUGCUUCACAAAAAGGAUUUACUAGACUUGCACAGAUUUUGGUAGAAAAUGGAGCAGAUGUGAACCGGAAGAAUGCCAGUGGGAAAGAUAGUUUAAUGAUAGCUUGUUAUGCUGGUCACCUGGACAUUGCUAAGUAUCUCAGAUCCCAGGGAGCUUCUUGGUUAUCCAGAGACCUUGGGGGAUGUACAGCUAUGCACUGGGCUGCUGACGGAGGACAUGUUGAUGUUAUUGAGUGGAUGAUCAAGGAUGGUUGCCAGGUUGAUCCUAAAGAUACAGGCUUGGAGUGGACUCCGCUGAUGAGACUAUGUGCAAUAACAGGAAAAGCAGAUGUGGCCACAACUUUACUAGACGCUGGAGCUGAUGUGAAUGUAAAAGAUAAGGAUGGCAAGACACCUCUCAUGGUGGCAGCAUUAAAUAACCAUGAAGAAUUGGUAGCAUUACUUCUAGAAAGAGGAGCAGAUCCUAAUGUUAAAAAUGAGUUUGGCAAAGGUGCCCUGGAAAUGGCUAGAGGAAUGAACAGACAGAGUGUGGUUUCAAUAAUAGAAGAAAGGAAAAGACAAUUAAGUAAUCCGAACAUAGAUUCUUCUGCAUCCUCUGCUACAAUUGUGUGAAGCAGACAAUUUGAAGCCUAAUCUUAACUACGAAGGAGGUCAGGCCACAAGGACUAAAUCCUAGUUGUUUUCAUUUUUCCUAAUUAGCUGUUACACACUCCUGGAUGCCUUGAUUAAAAUGCUAACUUUGCUUCUCCAGCAUUUUUCUCUGGCGUUUAAAUUCAUCUACACUUUAGCAGCAUUAUUUUCUCAUUAUGGUCAGUUUUUACAGUGAUCCUAUUUUUUUGCUCUUCUUGUUCUUCUUGUUCUCAUGCUAGCAGCUGUUUCUGUUUCAUGCCCUUGAGUAGUAGCAGUCACUGACAUUAAGGGCAAAACUAGAACAUGUCAUAAAUUAUCAUGUAGUUUGCUGUAGAAUGCAUGGCUUCCCAAUAAAUAAAUAGGUGGCCUAGUAGGCCAAAUGGCCCUGGGUGGGGGAAUGGAGAACAGGAUUGGGAGCACAACCUAGGAGGUGGGGCUUAGCGCUUUGUCUCUGCCAUGGCCCCAGUGGGAGUUGCGUGCAUGCGCGUACUCUCUCUUGCUCUCUCUUGUGAUUCACAACGGGGAAACCUCCCGUUAUGACCAGCUUUACUCCCAACAAUAUGAUGAUCCCAUUUUGACUCCUCCCCAACAGUUAUAUAUUAAAAAACAAAAAUCCCAAGGAUGCCUGGGCAUACUACGUAUAUAAUAAAAUAAUUACGUCUAGUUUGGCUCCAACGCCAAGUGCUUUGGAUGUCCUUUUGCAGUGCAGGUGUGCAGUGUAACUAGUUUUUGUAGAGCCGAAAGUAGGUAGCAAGAUAAUUGGGAGAGGGCAAAAUGAGCCACUGCCAUGGAGCAGCAUUCUGCCACAGUGACCCUGAAUUCCUAAGGCUUGUGCUGCCACAGUAAAGGAAUGACUCCUUGCAAAGCAGAAUGGAUUUUAUGCAAUACUUGGAAAAGUGUGAGUUCACAGAUCAAAGUGAUGGAAUAAAUGCCAUUAAGGACUUUAUAUGCCAAUAUUAUAUUGAACUCGGUCUGGUAAGAAAUUGGUAUUUGUCCAAGUUUCCUGGCCACCUCAUAGUUGCACAGCAAGCUGCUCAUUAAAAUCAGAUUCUCUCAGAGUAAUUGUACAUGCAAUUACAGCAGUUUUUGUUCGGAACAUAAACACACAUGAAAGAAUUCAGAAGGUUAGUUAUGUGAGGAUAGUGAAACAAGCUGGUUGAAAUGGCUCAGUUGGUUAGAGCAUGGUGCCGAUAACACCAAGGUUGCAGAUUUGAUCCCCAUAUGGGAAAGCUGCAUAUUCCUGCAUAUUCUUGCAUUGCAUGGGGUUGGACUAGAUGGUCCUCAGGGUCCCUUCCAACUCUACAAUUCUAUUAUUCUAAAUGACAAAAAGCUGAACAGAGUAACAGAAAAUCCAUUCUAGAAGCACUGUAUUUUGUAAGUUAGAGUCUAAUCUUUCUGAGCAGCACAAGACUUAAGAUGACAUCAGAACCAUCAACAUAGCUUUUUAAAUAUUAACACAAUAAUAAUAAUUAUGAUGACUCUGUACUUGCUUGCAGUAAGUACACCAGUUGGAGGAAAUAAACUUUUUGGGGAGCUAUGUAUGUGUGUAUUGGGUUGCCCUCUUAAUAGCACAUUCAGAAGUAUCUUACGAGAUUAUUAUUUUCAAUGUUCCCUGUUCUUGCAGACAAAAUAAAUUCUCCCAUACCUGGUCAACAAAGUUUUCAAAGUUUUAUUUCCUCAAUAAAUUAUUCCAUUUUCAAAACCUUUUAAUAAUUGCAGAAAACACAAAUCAGUACAUAGCUAAGGAUGUAUUUACUGUUUAUUUAAUACAGAAUACUUAAUAGGGAAUAGAUUGUCCUGCUAUUGAAACAUGUUUGUAGCCUCUUAACAUGUUACUGCAAUAAUCAUUACAAAAAAAGUGUGUAAAAGUAAGGCAAACUGUUACACAGUGCAUUAUGUAGAAAGUUUUAGCAAACUGACAUUUAACAGAAAGCAUUAUAAAGGUAUGGUUCAUAAAAAUUAAUGGCUUAUGUCACUCUAAUAUCCAUAUAUAGUGUGCUAAAUGGUUUACAAUUAACAGUCUUAUCACGACAGAAACAUCACAUGGAAGAAAAGGCCCACUGAAUGCAUGUAAUGGAUCUUAACUUCCAUGAAAAUGUAUCAAGGGUCAGGUUAUCAACAGUUAAAAUACAGUAUCAGUUUGCUACUCUUAAUGCGAAGAGUGAUAGCACCUUUUGUUCAGUCAGUCCUGAUGGCAAUUCACAUUGCAUUUUAUAUGCCUGCUUCAUGCUAAAAGAGAUACCUAUGUAAAGUAUAACAGAAGAAUAAAAGGACUGAAAUGUCCUUCCUUCCCAGGAUGAAACAGGAAAUUGUUUACUUGCAUUAUCUUGAGUAAUAAAGACUAUUUAUUACA
Zootoca vivipara (common lizard) is the source of this 3511-nucleotide messenger RNA. RefSeq names its product fibronectin type III and ankyrin repeat domains 1 (gene FANK1). The record is from RefSeq and is a predicted model, not a curated record. Gene Ontology annotation, cellular component: nucleus. Gene Ontology annotation, biological process: regulation of apoptotic process. Lineage: Eukaryota; Metazoa; Chordata; Lepidosauria; Squamata; Lacertidae. Gene Ontology annotation, molecular function: protein binding.